CGGAACACAAUCUGCUUUUUCUCUUCACAUUUUUCGAUGGGGUCAAGGUACGAAGUCGAAGUCACCGUAACCUCCGCCAAGGAUCUGAAGAACGUGAACUGGCGUCACGGCCAACUGAAGCCGUACGCCGUCGUUUGGGUCGAUCCGAAGGCGAAGUGUUCCACCAGGGUCGACGAUGAAGGCGACACCAAUCCUUUCUGGGACCAGACCCUUGUCAUUCCUCUCAACGAUUCGAUCGAGGACUCGAAGCUGUAUAUCGACGUCGUCCACGCCAACGCCCACGAGGACACUAAGCCGCUCAUCGGAUCGGCUCGGCUCCACCUCCGUGACGUCGUCGAUGACGUCGGCCUUGGUGAACGGUCCCAGCGCAAGCUUGAACUGAAACGCCCCUCAGGUCGUCCUCAUGGCAAGUUCGAAGUCAAAGUUUGUAUCCGCGAGCCACGCUAUCGUGCGCCGGAUCCAUACUAUGCACCUCCUUAUGGUGUCCCCCAAUCGGGUUCUAGGGACUACGGUGCCCCGCCAUCCUAUGGUAACGCGUAUGCUCCACAGCAAGGUGGAUAUGCCCCACCAACUGGGGGGUACCCUUACAGUGCGCCUCCUUACAGUCAACCAAGUUACGGGCAGCCAACUUACGGGCAGGCCAGUUACGGGCAGCCUGGAUAUGGUCAGCCCAGCUACGGUGAGCCAUACAAGGAGGAGAAGAAAAGUAAGUUUGGGAUGGGGACAGGAUUGGCUGUGGGUGCGGCAGCAGGGCUGUUAGGUGGACUCGCAAUAGCGGAGGGUGUUGAUUAUGUGGAGGACAAGAUUGCGGAUGACGCGGCAGAUAGAGUGGAGGAUGAUCUGGGUUACGAUGAUGGUGGUGAUGACUACUAGAUUGUUCUGUGGCCUUUUAAUUUGCGUUUGGCCUUUUUUAAUGGUUGUCAAUUUUUCAUGAGUGGCGUGUUGCUUGGAGUAAUGUCUACUUGUUUACCCACCGAAAAAGACGUUGAAAAACUUGAUUAAAAUAAUAAAGUUUAAAUUAUAAGAAAGUGUAUUGAAUAUUUUAAUCUAUGUCGUGGAUGUUAAUGAUAUAUUCUCAUACAUGUGACC
Ilex paraguariensis (yerba mate) is the source of this 1089-nucleotide messenger RNA. The record is from the annotation of a GenBank genome assembly. NCBI's taxonomy places the organism in Eukaryota, Viridiplantae, Streptophyta, Magnoliopsida, Aquifoliales, Aquifoliaceae.